This is a messenger RNA of Cyclopterus lumpus (lumpfish), 4608 nucleotides long. Its product is annotated as myocyte-specific enhancer factor 2D homolog. Bases 515 to 2302 code for a protein of 595 amino acids. Gene Ontology annotation, molecular function: RNA polymerase II cis-regulatory region sequence-specific DNA binding; protein dimerization activity; DNA-binding transcription factor activity, RNA polymerase II-specific. The record is from RefSeq and is a predicted model, not a curated record. NCBI's taxonomy places the organism in Eukaryota, Metazoa, Chordata, Actinopteri, Perciformes, Cyclopteridae. Gene Ontology annotation, cellular component: ribonuclease H2 complex. Gene Ontology annotation, biological process: cell differentiation; positive regulation of transcription by RNA polymerase II; RNA catabolic process. The transcript has 12 exons.
CUGGGUGCGCUGUAUCGCCUGGGUGGACAGUAUAGUUACUUCAACAUUAAAUGGAAUAAAAUGCCGCGGAUUCAUGUAAAUAGAGACGUCGCUUCAGCGUAAUUAAUUAAGGUUUCUUAAUUAACACAUUACGACUUCUGGCGCGCGUGACGACAGGCCUAUUUUCGGCUUUUUAUCAGCAAUAUUUCAAGGACAAGAGCGACGUCCUCCUCACCUCAGCAGCUGCAGGGAAGUUUGUCACGCUUUGCUCCUCGUUGAACAAACACUGAACUGAAGUCCUCAUCCCCUCAUCUCCCACUCUUCCGUCUCGCCGCCCGUCAAAAGGAGUCGACAGCGUUGCCGGACCACACCUGGGCAGAGAAAUGUGUGUGUGCGUGUAUCUUCGGAUGCAUGACUGUGUCUGAGAGUGUUUGGGGCUGAAGUAAGAGGUUGUAGGCUGCACUUCCUCUCUCACCAUCUGAGAGGCGCUUCUCCACUUAAGUGACUACGUUUGUCUCCACAACUGCAAAGCAUUAUGGGUAGGAAAAAGAUUCAGAUCCAACGGAUCACCGAUGAAAGGAACAAGCAGGUGACAUUCACAAAGCGAAAGUUUGGCUUGAUGAAGAAAGCCUACGAGCUGAGUGUACUGUGUGACUGCGAGAUUGCUCUGAUCAUCUUCAACCAUGCAAACAAGCUGUUCCAGUACGCCAGUACUGACAUGGACAAGGUCUUGCUCAAAUACACCGAGUACAAUGAGCCGCAUGAGAGCCGGACCAAUGCAGAUAUUAUUGAGACUUUGAGAAAGAAAGGCUUCAACGGUUGUGAUAGUCCAGAGCCGGACGGUGAAGACUCCAUUGACCAAAGUCCCCUAAAUGAUGACAAGUACCGUAAGACCACAGAGGAUCUGGAUGUUCUCUUCAAACGCUACGGGCAGUCGACCGCUCCGGCCCAGACGUUCUCCAUGCCGGUCACAGUCCAGGCGUCUAAUCAAAGCACAUUGCAGUUCAGUAACCCUGGCAACGCACUGGUAACUACCUCCUAUGUAACAUCAUCAUCGCUCACGGAUACCCACCUCCUGUCGCCACAGCAACCGGCUCUUCAGAGAAAUACGGUGUCUCCUGGGUUGCCACAACGACCAGCCAGUGCAGGAGCUCUUCUUGGAGGAGAGCUGAAUAAUUCAAAUGGAGGAUGCCCAAGUCCAGUUCCUAAUGGAUACACUAGUGCCAGAGCCUCCCCAGGCCUCCUCACCGUUUCCAACGGCAACAGUCUGGGGAAAGUAGUUCCGGCCAAGUCUCCACCCCCACCUCCCAGCCCCCAGAUGGUCAACAGCCGCAAGCCAGACCUCAGAGUCAUCACCUCGCAGGGCGGAAAAAGCCUCAUGCAGAUGAACGCCCAGCGGCUGGCAGCAGGAGCCCAGGUGGCACAGAGCCUCACCACGCCGGUGGUCUCUGUGGCCACACCGAGCCUCCUGGCACAAGGGCUGCCCUUCUCCGCCAUGACCACAGCGUACAACACAGAGUACCAGCUAACCAGUGCCGACAUCACUGCUUUACACGCUCUGGCGUCACCUGGUGGCUUGUUGCCAACCAGUGUGUCCACAUGGCAACAGCAGGCUGUUUCCCAGCAACAACAACAGCAACAGCAGCAACAACAACAGCAGCAGCAGCAACAACAACAGCAGCAGCAGCAGCAGCAGCAACAGCAGCAACUGAAUCUUGCAUCACUCAGCAACUUGAUCAUGUGGGGCGUGGACAAGCAGAGCAGCGAGCUGUCUAGCCAGGUGUCCGGUCUGGCUGCCAACCUGAGUGUUGGCUCUCCGUCCAACCUGCUCUUGGGUAGAGAUGAGUGGUUGGGCCGGCCUGUGACCCAUAUACCUCAAGGCGCCAUGCUGACCGUCAACACAAACUCCAGUGUAAGCAUCAAGUCGGAGCCCAUCUCGCCCGGCAGAGAUCGCAGCACCCCGUGCCCUCCACCAUCUUCUACCACGCCGUCCUCGACCUCAGGGGGAGCCAUCCUGACUGCACCGCCACAGUACCCGGGCUCCCUGCUGUGCCUGGAGCCCCCGACUGGCCGCUCGCCUGCAGACAGCGUCAGCAGCAAUGCCAGCUCUUUUGAAGGCAGUGAUCGUGAUGACACUGGUACAGCUGGUGGCGGAGGUGGGGGCGGCGGUGGAGGUGGCAGCACGGCUGGUGCUGCAGGAAGCGUCGGUCCCGGCAGCCGUCCUGACUUCAGCCCCUCGGCCGAGCUCAUUAGGGCGUCGAACGAACCGGAGCAGGAGGGAGGAAACAUCAAGCGCAUGAGAUUGGAUACCUGGGUCACAUAGAGUUGCCUGCCACACCUCUUUGCACCCACAGGGAAGUUUUGGUGACACUUAAACACCCGCAACACACACACUCAUUCUUAAACCCCCACUGCACCCGACCCCACUGCCAUGUGACACUAUCAUCACACAUCUGCCUCUGUCACAAAUUAUAAAACUCAGCUGCGUCACCCAGACUUAUGAGGCUUUGCCAAAUAAACAUAAAAAUUAAAAAAAUACAUUAAAAUCCUUUGGGGAUCACGCUCUGAGUGAGGAGAGGAUGACUUGGUGCUCAGCUCGAUAUGUUGUCCCUUGUAAAUCCUUGAAUAGAGGAACAGUAGAUUUUUAAAGCCUUCUUGCUUGAACUCACGUAAAGUAAUUUCUUUUGGUAGAAAAUUAGGUGUUGAACCUUUUUUCCAAUCUGACAAAACCAUUGAAAACAUGUAUCGCAUGGUUUCAUCUUCAUGUAUUUACAUCGAGCUCUGCUGCAUCGUUCACAAUGUGAUUAGUGGCAUGUCCACAUCAUGGGACUUAUGUGACUCACCACUUUCUGCUCUUUGAAAUGUAACAUAGUGUGGAUUAUGGGCUCCCCAUUCUUCCAUAAGUCACUUCCAAACUGCACUUUUGGAUAGAACUUAAUCUGGACCAGUUUGAGGACUGAGCAUCUAUCUGGCACUGAGCAAACCGACUCAAACGGGGUCUUCUAGGGUUAAGAUACUUCACCAUCAAGGGUUCUUUCCGCUGCCACAUUUCCCAACCUCGUACACCCAGGCAGGCCUGAGCCCUCAGGUGGAGCCGAGCACCCUGCUAGAGUGCCAAUAUCAACCUGUACUACAACAAAUAAAAUGCCAAAUGUCUCUCGCACACAGUGCGAGGACAAUGACGAAUUAUCACCUGCACUGUCACGGAAACGAGAGCUCCACACUGUUGAUGCUUUUCAAGCUUUGAAUCGAGCUUUGAAUUCGCCGCCAUGCUCCUCAGACUCCUCCCGUCCUCUCACCUCUGGAACUUGGAUGGAAAUUGUUGCACCAGUAAUCCAGCCAGCCACUCGGCUUCCUACCAAGAUGCCAUCCAGUUAAAUGCAUAGUAUCAGUGUUUUGAGCCUCUCUGGUGGCUUUUCUUUGGGGUAGGGAACGUAUUUGGUUCUUUCAGUCCAAUUGUUCUUUAUCUGUUGGUAUUUUAAGAAAAUAUUUAAAAAAUCAGUUUUGAAGGUCCGUUGGUUGUCCAAAAGUAGGAAUUCUGACUUUGUAUGAAAAUCCCUCGUAUACAAAAGCUUUGAUGUCCUCUUAAGCUCUCCUUAGCUCGUUGCCGUGUUUCAAAAAGUAAAGGAAAAAGACAUUUUCUAUAUUUCUACCGCUUCAGUUGGCGACAAAGUAAACUAGCUUUUCAGCUUCAACGACGUGUAUGUACAUAUGACUAUAUUUGCAUAGACUUUGCUAGGUAUCCCUAAAAAACAAGCAAUGUGUUGAUUCUCAGUGGAUCUGUUUGCAUAUAUGAGUGUGAAUUUGAUAUGUUUCGAGCUACGGUCCAGGGGUUUUGCCACACUAGGUCGUGCUGGUGGGUCGGACGUGUUUCAGUAAACCUAUUUUAUGCUAGUGUUGAUGGUGUGUGCACUUUUUGUCUCACUCAGAGGCCUGCUUGGUUGUGGUGUCAUCAUAUUCUCCUACCACACUUUCUUUUUUUUUAAAACUCAAAUCAAACCCACAAUACAAUUUUCCAUUAACACCUAAUUAUGAAACGAUGAGGACACUGCCAUUCACUUCGUGUUUUAAAAAAAAAAUCCAAUGCACUUCUUUGACGCGUAUUUUGAUUGACAGAAUCUUUUCCACAUUAAGCUUACACAGAUUAUGCCUUUUUUCUCACUUAUAAAACGAGUGCUGUGUUUGUCGUUUUAAUUGUAUGUUUUCUAGUACGAAUUUGUUUAGCCUGAACCAUUUCAAGUGUGUGUAUAAGUGUACAAAGGCUGUUUAUAGCCUAAAAAUAGAACGAUUCUCCUGAUUGCAGACCGGCAUGUCAGCUGUUUGUUGACUGUUUAUCUAAAACAUUUUCAUGUCAGCUUAGGGGAAGUGGACACAGCGUCUUUUUAUGAAUUGAUGCAGUUUGGUGUGAUUGGUAGACGAGUGUGACACUAGUGUUUGACACUGUCUUUGUGGGAGGUGUCCGGACAAAACAUCACCCUGCUGUGUUGUUUUCUAUGAUCAGGUAAUUUUCCAUCCCUCAUUUGACAGUGUGUUGGGUAGCUCUUUACUUUCUUUAUCAAUUCAACAUCCAACACUUUCAAUAAACUCAUGUUGCUUCGUAAAUCAUUAAAGGAGUAUUUCUACAUGUUG